AUGGGACCGGCGUCACUCUCAUCCUGUCCUUUCCCGUCCCUGACAUCGGCGCCCCUUGGGUUUGGAUCCUGUCGCACGCCUGGGUUCCGUCGUCUUUGGUCUGAUACUUUUCCUCCUACGCCUGGCAUGUCUGGUGGGGCCAAGGUCCCUUCCUGCUGGCCUUUCCCCGCUGCAUGUCCGGCCUGUGUCCCCCCCGUUCCUCUCCUCCCGUCGUUUGCUUCUCUGCUUGCGUCCUUGCUUGUGGCCUGGCCGCUUCGGGCUCUGGUCCUCGCCACUUGCGUCCCGCCGUCACCUGGCACUCCCUCCGUUAUAUGCUUUCCAUCCUCCUGUGCACCCUGUGUGCCUGCCCCCCCUCCCGGCUCUCUCAUUCCCCGUCUAUCGCCCGACGUCCCGCCCCUUCGCAUUCCUUCCCCGGCUUUUGUGCCUUACCCUUUGUCCACCCUCGCGGUGGUCCCAGUCUUUUCUUCCUUUUACUGCUGCUGGUCCCAGCUAUUGUCACUCUCUUUGAUGCGCCGCCCAGCUGCGGCCCUCGCCAUGUUUCCCCCCUUAUCCCCGUGCCCGGUGCGCCCCCCCUCGCCCGGCCCCUCCCGCUCUUCCGCCGUGCUCGCGGUGGUGCAUCUGAAUCCCCUUUUAGGGAGUUUUGUUCCCCCCCCGGAUAUGCCCCCACUACUGCUCCCUCCUCCCCUCCGCCACGGUUGCUGCCCGUAA
Molecule: messenger RNA, 708 nt
Organism: Prunus armeniaca (apricot)
Lineage: Eukaryota; Viridiplantae; Streptophyta; Magnoliopsida; Rosales; Rosaceae
Source: the annotation of a GenBank genome assembly